AUGGCAAACUUCAAGGGCCAUGCUCUCCCAGGGAGUUUCUUUCUGAUAAUUGGACUUUGGUGGUCAGUGAAAUACCCACUUAAGUAUUUUCACCAAAGGAGGAAGAAGAGCCAACUCAAUCAUAAUUAUGCACGUCUGGAGAUAACUGAAGCAGCUGUCAGGACUGUGUUUUCAGUCAUUGGGAUUCUGGCAGAGCAAUUUGUUCCGGAUGGACCCCACUUGCACCUCUCCUCUGAUAGCCACUGGGUAAAGCUGAUGAACUGGCAGCACACCACCAUGUACCUGUUCUUCACAGUCUCUGGGAUUGCUGAUAUGCUCACCUACCUCAUCACCUCUGUCCCCCUGGGGAUAGACAGACUCCUUAUGGCCAUGGCAGCAUUUGCAGAAGGUUUCCUCUUCUACUACCAUGUGCACAACCGACCACUGCUCGACCAGCACGUGCACUCGCUCCUGCUGUAUCCUGUGUUUGCUGGAACUAUCAGCGUUUUCCUGGAAGUGCUCAUUCGAGACAAUAUUGUACUGGAACUUUUCCGAACCAGUCUCCUUAUUCUGCAGGGCACCUGGUUCUGGCAGAUUGGCUUUGUACUCUUCCCGCCUUUUGGAACGGCUGAAUGGGACCAGAAAGACCACAACAACAUAAUGUUCAUCACCAUGUGCUUCUGCUGGCACUACCUGGUUGCUAUCUGCAUUGUGGCCAUAAACUACUCUCUUGUUUUCUGCCUUUUGACUCGGCUAAAGAGACAGGGUGAUGGUGAAAUCAUUGGGAUCCAGAAGCUGAAGUCAGGGGACACAUACCACACUGCUCUCCUGAGCAGCACAGAGGAGGACUAA
Molecule: messenger RNA, 831 nt
Organism: Elephantulus edwardii (Cape elephant shrew)
Lineage: Eukaryota; Metazoa; Chordata; Mammalia; Macroscelidea; Macroscelididae
Gene: TMEM45B
Product: transmembrane protein 45B
Exons: 5
Coding region: 1-831 (276 amino acids)
Source: RefSeq, a predicted model, not a curated record